Messenger RNA from Arachis ipaensis, 1047 nucleotides. The record is from RefSeq and is a predicted model, not a curated record. NCBI's taxonomy places the organism in Eukaryota, Viridiplantae, Streptophyta, Magnoliopsida, Fabales, Fabaceae.
AUGACAACAUGGAAAGACUUGGAAAACAAUAUUGAUUAUGAAGAUGAAGAAGAUUCAGAUCAAGAGGCUCAACUAUGUUUAAUGGCUGAUCACACUGAUAUGGAUGAGUGCAAGAAAGAUAACGAAGCAUUGAGAGCUGAAAAUGAAUCUUUAUUAGAAAAGAAUGCUGAGACAGAUUAUACAAGCAAUGAAAAUCUUAAUUCUGCAAGAGAAAAUUUAGAAUUAUCUCAUGUCGCAGCAAAAAAUUCUGAUGCAGAGGCAAUUGUGGAUCAAGAUGAACCUGAAACUUCAACCCAAACCAAGAGGCUAAGAAAAUGGAAGUUUCUAAAAAAUUAUCCAGAGGAAUUCAUAAUUGGUGAUCCCUCCAAAAGAAUGACAACUAGAUCAUUUUUGAAAAGAGAUGAAUCUAACAAUAUAGCUCUUAUCUCAAAGAUUGAACCCCAAAAUAUCCAAGAAGUACUUGCUGGUCCUUCUUGGGUGUUAGCUAUGACGGAGAAAUUACAACAUUUUAAAAAGAGUCAUGUUUGGAACCUUGUGUCUCAUUCAAAUGGAAAGAAAGUUACGAAUUUUGCUAAGUUUAUGACGAGUGAAUUUGACAUGAGCAUAAUGGGAGAGCUCACUUUCUUUCUCGGAUUGCAGAUUAAGCAAAUUGCAAAGGGUAUUUUUGUUCAUCAAGAAAAAUACGCCAAGGAAAUUGUCAAGAAAUUUGGACUAGAAUGUGCCAACAUCAAGCUAGACAAAUAUGAACAUGCUAGAUAUGUAGAUGAGACAAGAUAUAAGGAAAUGAUUGGUUUCUUAAUGCAGCAGCAACGCUGCAAUAAGAGAGAAAAGAGAAGCAGGAGGGAGGAGAAGAGAAACGGGAAGGAGAAGGAAGAGGGGAGAACGACGCCGGUGGGCGUCACUGCCGCCGCACCGUCGUGUCACGCAGAGAAGAGAGAAGUGAGAUCCGAGAAAGAGAGAGAGAGUGCCGGUGGGAGAGGGAGACUGCUGCCACAGCCGUCGCUGUUCGUCCUCCAGCCCGUCGCCACCAUCACGGAUCGCCACUGA